Molecule: messenger RNA, 1777 nt
Organism: Dioscorea cayenensis subsp. rotundata (Guinea yam)
Lineage: Eukaryota; Viridiplantae; Streptophyta; Magnoliopsida; Dioscoreales; Dioscoreaceae
Product: pentatricopeptide repeat-containing protein At2g29760, chloroplastic-like
Exons: 1
Coding region: 10-1572 (520 amino acids)
Biological process (GO): RNA modification
Molecular function (GO): RNA binding; protein binding
Source: RefSeq, a predicted model, not a curated record
CUGAGCUUAAUGGGAUCCUGCGGAACACCACACCUAACCGCCUCUCAAGCUCUCCCGCCACCUUCCCGCCACCUUGUCUUCCCGCCAAACCCAACCAAAUCCCCAACACUCUCGCUACUAAACACCGCCACCCUCCCCUCCCACCUCCCCCAACUCCACGCUCGCCUCAUCAAGACCAACACUUUCCACAAUAACUUCUAUCUCUCCAAGCUCCUCUCUCUCUACAUCCACCACAACCUCCUCGACGACGCUCUCCUUCUCCUUCACCGUGCCAAGAAGCCCAAUGCUCUAGUUUGGAACACUCUUCUCAAAGCCUACUCCGAUCAUGGCCUCUUCUCCGAUGCGCUCUUGCUUUUCCGGCUUAUGCUUCAGAGUGGUGUGCGUCCUGACUGUUAUACUUUCCCAUUCCUUCUCAAAGCCUGUGAAGUAAUUUGUGUUGGUUGUUCAAUCCAUGCUCUUGUUUUGAAGCUCGGUUUGGAAGCGAAUCUUCAUGCUGAGAACUCGUUGCUUGGUUUUUACUCUAGAUGUUGCUGUGUUGACGAUGCGCAGAAGGUGUUUGAUGAAAUGGCUGAGAGGGAUGUGGUUUCUUAUACGGCUCUGGUUUCGGGUUAUUCCAAAGUGGGAGAUGUGAAGAGCGCGAUGGAGAUUUUUGAUUUGAUGCCGGAGAGAGAUGUGGUGUCUUGGGGUGCGAUGAUUUCGGGGUUUGCUCAGAAUGGUUUCCCUGAAGAGGCAUUGUGUCUUUUUCAAGAGAUGCAAGCUGUUGGUGUUCCUAUCAGUGAAGUGGCGCUUGUUAGUUCGAUCUCUGCUUGUGCGAGUUUGGGGCUUCGGAGUUUGGGGCUCUGGCUUCAUGCGUUCAUAAUUAGGCGUGGUAUUGCCAUUGGUGUUUUUACGGGCACUGCACUUGUUGAUAUGUAUGGGAAAUGUGGGGACUUGGGUUGCGCUAGCCAAGUGUUUCAGUCGAUGAAUGAGAAGAGUGUUGCGACUUGGAAUUCGAUGAUAGGUGGGCUUGCUAUGAAUGGUAGUGUGACAAAGGCUCUAUCAUUAAUUGAAGAGAUGGUGGGAAGAGGAAUAGAACCCAAUGAAGUUACUUUAUCUAAUGUUUUGUCUGCGUGCAGACACGGUGGACUUGUCAAUGAGGGUCGACAUUAUUUUGAUAAAUGGAGCAGGGAGUAUGGGAUUUUGUUGAACUUGGAUCACUAUGGAUGUAUGGUUGAUCUACUUGGCCGGUCUGGUUGUUUGGAUGAGGCCUAUAGAUUGAUACAGUCAAUGCCAAUGGAGCCUAAUGAGGUCAUUUGGGGAGCACUAUUAGGUGCUUGUAAAAUUCAUGGCAAUCUAAUUUUGGCUGAAGAGGCUCUUAAGAGGCUUGUGGAGCUAGACCCGGCAAAUGGUGGCAACUACGUGCUUCUUUCUAAUAUGUAUGCCGAGCUUGGAAGGUGGAAGGAUGUCGAGAGAGUUAGAGCUAUGAUGAGAGAUGAAACUGUUGUAAAAACUCGAGGUUGUAGUUCUAUAGAUCUGGACAGUGUUGCUCAUGAAUUUUCAGCAGGCGAGGAAUCUUAUCCGGGUGUCUUGUGAGCGAUGAUUGGAACUAUGUAGAUGAGGAAUAAUUGUAUGGCUACAAUGUAGAGUAUGUUCUGCUGAUAUACUUUGGAUGUAUUAUUCGUCAAAAUUUAUCUUAUUGUAUUCAUGCACUUGUAAUUCAUCCCAUGGUAUGAGAAAUCAUUAUUUCUGAGAACAUUCAUUGUCCAUCUGAAUUGUGGUUCAUAAUAUAUUGCCAUUG